AUGAGCCUGCAAAGCCCUCAUCCUGGCGACGGUGGCUGCCCUGGAUCUUCCAGGCCGCGUCCGCCGCCCAACAUUGCCGCCCGCAACGGCGCCACCGCCCGCAAAGACGCAGCCGACAAGUCUCAUGAGCUUCCAGACAACCAACUAGGACGCUGCAGGUGGCUCGAGGGUGAACGCGAAAGUCUCCAUCGGAAGAUCCAAAACUACGCUUGCGAGGCGGGCCGCCUAUGCAACAUCGCUGAGAAUCGCGGCAAGACGGUGAGCAGCAUCUCACUAGACAACAUCCGCCCGUUCGUUCGUGCCUUACGCCAGCUGGCCAUGCUCAACAAGCUUAUCGGCAAAUGCAAAAACAACAACAGCCUCUUGAUGGGAGAUCUCACGCGCUGGCGUGAGCACUAUCGUCGGGACACGAACGCCCAAGACCUUCUCGGCAUGGAUUCGCCUGUAAGAAUCAUGAAGAACUAUGCUAACAUGCUUUCAGAUGCUGCUUACUCCAUCUGGCACCGGAGGCAGCCUAACGAAUGGCCCUCGAUCGCCCUUGCCCUUCGCGGCAUGGUCCGCGAGGCCGCCGCCCAGAACUAG
This is a messenger RNA of Diplodia corticola, 582 nucleotides long. RefSeq lists its product as uncharacterized. NCBI's taxonomy places the organism in Eukaryota, Fungi, Ascomycota, Dothideomycetes, Botryosphaeriales, Botryosphaeriaceae. The transcript is spliced from 2 exons. The record is from RefSeq and is a predicted model, not a curated record. The coding region runs from base 1 to 582 and encodes 193 amino acids.